AACAUCGUGAACCAUAACCUGUGAGGUUGCUCAAGUCUUGCAGGGGAUACCAGUUUCUUCGUUAGUUUGCGCAGGGGAGAGAGAGACUCCAUGGCUAGGGCACCGGAUUGUGGGCGUUGUUCCCUCGUGCUCGUGUACUCAGCGGCGCAAUCCCCCCAAAUGCCCCUGGCUCCUGCACUCUUCUCCCCCAUCCCGCGUGAUUCUUUUCCACUCCCGCGCCAAAAUCACGGUAUCUGUUCAUUUUCCUCCAACCCGGUGAUUUGCAGAGCAGUAGAUCGCAUUGAGACCGAGCUGAACAUCGGUGGCUUCCCUUCCGUCUCCGGCGCACCGACUGUAGGCCCUGGGAACGAUGGAUCCAGCGCAGGGUGGAAGUUUCCUCCGGUUUCUUCAAGAUCCAAGUGCUGGAACAAGUUUCUUGCAACCAGCAACUCAGCCGGGAGCGUUCGUCCCUCCUCGCCCGGGGUUGAUGUUUCCUCCGGUCCCUUUCCUGUCGUUCUGCACGCAGCCUUCGCCGGCGGCGCAUGCAGCACCCUCAAGGCCUGUGAGAGCCGCUACGAACUCAAGAUCCGGCCGCCGCCGUCGUGUGGAGGCCGUGAAUGAAGUGGGUACUAGGAUGAACUCAAAUCCUCUUCAGUGGAGUAGUACAUCCACACGAAGAAAUUGCAU
Messenger RNA from Oryza brachyantha (malo sina), 666 nucleotides. RefSeq lists its product as uncharacterized. The coding region runs from base 91 to 600 and encodes 169 amino acids. The transcript is spliced from 2 exons. Lineage: Eukaryota; Viridiplantae; Streptophyta; Magnoliopsida; Poales; Poaceae. The record is from RefSeq and is a predicted model, not a curated record.